Molecule: messenger RNA, 3174 nt
Organism: Limanda limanda (common dab)
Lineage: Eukaryota; Metazoa; Chordata; Actinopteri; Pleuronectiformes; Pleuronectidae
Gene: clic5b
Product: chloride intracellular channel 5b
Exons: 6
Coding region: 114-1496 (460 amino acids)
Source: RefSeq, a predicted model, not a curated record
UCCUGGGCUCAGUCAGUCAGAGGCAGGCGGACCGUGUGCCACCACCUCAGCUCUUCCCCUCCACACUACACCUCCGCUCUGGUCCAAGAAACAACACUUUAACACAUCCAAUCAUGGAGAACACAGUGGCUGAGGGACAUGUGCCGGAGGAGCGUCGGGAUGGAGCAGACAGUCCUGACUCCGACACCAAGUCUGAGGGCUCAGGUGAGAAGAAGGAGCAGCUGCUCAGCGAGGCGCAGGUCCACGCCCCGGCCGAGGCAGAGAGCUGCUCCUCGGACUACCUGGAGGUCAGGGACCGGGACAAACACAGCAGCUCGUCCUCUUCAUCCAGCGAGGACGAGGAUGACGGGAAGGACGAGAAAGCUGCAGAGCCAAAGGUGGAGGAGGUGACGGUGGAGCCGGCGGUGACUGUGGAGCCGGAGGUUCAGGUCACGAUGGAGCCGAAGGUGGAGGUGACAGUGGAGCCGGCAGUGACGAUGGAGCCGGAGGUGGAGGUGCCGUUGGUGGAGCAGGUGAACGGCGAGGUGCACGACGCAUCCCGGCGCUCCUCGUCCUCCUCCUCGGCCUCCUCCGCCUCCCCCGAAGACCCGUGCGAAGACCCGCCGAUCCAGCCGAAGACUGAGGAGAAGGAUCCCGCCGAGGAAGCGAUGCUGAUGGCCGACACCCACCCGGACACCGACACCAAGCCGGAGGAGUCCGUCGACUUCAGCCUGAAAACCCUGGAGAUCGUCAGCCUGGAGGAGAGCAGCUCUGCCCCAGCUGACCCGGCUGACCCCGGCCAGCCUGACAUCGCUCUGUUCGUCAAGGCCGGCAAUGACGGAGAGAGCAUCGGAAACUGUCCCUUCUCCCAGCGCCUCUUCAUGAUCCUCUGGCUCAAAGGAGUCGUGUUCAACGUCACCACCGUCGACCUCAAGAGGAAGCCGGCGGAUCUGCACAACCUGGCCCCGGGGACGCACCCCCCCUUCCUGACCUUCAACGGGGAGGUCAAGACCGAUAUCAACAAGAUCGAGGAGUUUCUGGAGGAAAUGCUCAGUCCUCCAAAGUAUCCCAAACUGGCCGCCAAGCAAAGAGAGUCCAACACAGCUGGAAAUGACAUCUUCGCCAAGUUCUCAGCCUACAUCAAGAACACCAAACUGGAGGCCAAUGCUGUUCUAGAGAAGGGUUUGUCCAGGGCCCUGAAGAAGCUGGACGACUACCUGAACAGCCCGCUACCCGAUGAGAUCGAUGCAGACAGCAUGGAGGAGGAGAAGGGCUCCAGCCGCUGCUUCCUGGACGGGAACGAGCUCACUCUGGCAGACUGCAACCUGCUGCCUAAACUGCACAUAGUCAAGGUUGUUGCUAAGAAGUACCGCAGCUACGACAUCCCCUCCGACAUGACGGGCGUGUGGCGCUACCUGAAGAACGCCUACUCGCACGACGAGUUCACCAACACCUGCGCCGCCGACGCCGAGAUCGAGACGGCCUACAAAGACGUGGCGAGGAGACUGGCCAAGUAACUCGCCAAUCGAGCCCGGGCGAAAACAAACCAGCAAGCACAACACACCAAAAAAUACCACUUUCAAAUACACGUGACUGUCCUGUUCUUCAGCGUCAUUUCUCUACGAAGCUGUGUUUUUCGGUCUGUGAUAGUGAGCAGAUGUUACAGAUGUCUUUAGCAGCUCCGGAUGUGACAGAUGCAAAUGCAGGAACAGACGGUACAAAUCGGAAAUGGAGCAGAAUAAAUAAAUCUACGACUUCAAUUCACAAGUUUUCAAAACCGGAUCGAGAUUUUGCUGCCGUGAAACUUCUGACAUAACGUGAUCACGUCUGUCUGCGUUCAUAACACAAAGCUCUCUCUCGUACGGACUCCAUCGCUGGUCCACACGGGCCAAACCUUUUGCUAGCUGCUGCUGUCAGGCUCGUUCGCUUUAUUUAUUCCUAAAUAGCCCACAGACGACUAGUCGGUGUUUAUUGUCACAUUCUGGCUCCUGUGUAGACACCUUUUAAAUUAACGUAAUGAUUCAUGCUCUUAAUCGUUUGCUGAAUAUGAAUGUUGCGAUCUGCAGAUUCUUCUCUGACUGUCUCACAUCACUCUGGGUGAUUAUGCUCAUAAAUUCACUCCUGCUUCCAAGAGGUUGUUUUUUUAAAGAAGGUUGAUUUGAAAAAUAAGGGAGCAAAUAGAAACAAAUUUGAUUUCAAUUGAGAAAAAAACCCAAUCUGCUCUGUUUUUCUGAAUCAAGGAGAUCCUUUUCUGUUUUCGAGAAAGAAAAUGGAGCCGCAUGAUUUCAAGUUCCAUAAGUUUUCUUCAACGCUGUCUGUCUUUUGAGGUUGAAGUCUUGUUAAUUCCUCAAAAAGAGAGCUAAAAUGUGUCCUAAUUAAAGCAGAAAAUUAUCUCGUUAAUCCAUUUUUUAUCUUGUGAAAAUUUUUCUUUUUAAUUAACUUAAAAAACUGCUCGAUGACAUUAGUACAAUCCAUGAAGAACUUGCUGAUGAGAGCGUCCGUAACAAAAAAAAAGCUUGUUUCCGAAUUGCUUGCGCGAAUCUGUUUUAUUAAAUUGUAAUAUUUUUAACCUGAUCUUUAUAAGAUAUGAAAAAUUGUCGACUAUGUGCCUUUAUUUGGAAGUGUCGAAAGUCCACGCCAACGUCACUGAUGGACUCAUUCUGACAAAAGAAAAACUGUAUCGCAGCCGGAGCCGAGAGGUUUGGUUUUGCCUCGGGCUGUUAGUGUUGGGUCGAAGGUAUUGAUUCCGUCUCCAGUUACAGACGACAUUAUGAAUGGAGAGUGUAUUUAUUCAGCAGCCCCAAUCAGGCCUGAUUAGCUGGAGAGCCAUUAGCGCCGCGAUGAAAAGCAUCUUCCAGGCCAGGUCCACCGUGGUCGGGAGCCCUGCCCUCCAGCUCCUCAUCACACAGACACGUUUCCUCUGCUCGUAGGGGAGUCCAUCAACUUCCACAGCCCAAAAGUUCAAGUUCAAAAAGUUUCAUUAGGAGCAGGACGGAUUGUCAGAGGAGGAUGGAAAUUUGUUUUUCGGGGGCUUAUCGUCUUUGGCGUGGUGUCAGGCUGCAACUACAGCGAGACUUCCUUGAAGAACCAUAAGGCUCUUGUGUGGUUUGGACAAACAUAUGAAAUGAAAUUGGAGCAUGAUGACUGAGGGGCUUGCUCAUUGCGAAGCUCCACAAAUAAAAUAAUAUUUUCACA